AUGGAAGAGUCUUCAGGAAACGCAGUUAAAAGCCAGCCAUUGCAGGGAAGACUCACGGGAAGUAUGAUACCCAGCAGACUACAGAAGAGAAGGAAGAUUCAAGUAGCCAAGAGCAAGAGAAAGGCCAAACAUAGAUCUGGCACUACUCUCAUAAAUCCUUUGAGGUUGACCAGUUGCAUCUUCCCACAACCUGUGACCCUAAUAACUUCAUACCCUGAAAAUAAAACCCGGUACAGGAGAGAUGAAGCAAAGCUGAAGAAACCCCAGCAGCUCUGUGCAUUGGAGAGACUGAAAAACUUUCAAUUUGGAGGAGACAGUAAAGAGAACCUAUCAUGUCCAUUGGAGCUUGCAAAUGCAGUAGAGAGAAUUGCACGUGGAAUGCAGGAUGAAGCCAGCAACCAAAGUGGUGCUAAGGAUCAACUAACUUCUGGACAAGUCACCUCUGACCAGCCCCCAUACUUGGAAACAACUGAGCAUGUGGCUCUUCAGCUGUCACCAUCUUUCUCCAGUCAAGGGGUAACAAUGCCAGUACCUCUUCAUCUGUCACCUUCUUACUUUCUACGGAAAGUAACCACAGGAGACAUCCAGAGACAGGCCUGGAAGGUAAAGAAGGCCAGGAAGAGACUGGCAGAGGCCUUGGAGGCAGACAGGCUAGCCAGACAGACAGAGAACAUGAGGGAAUAA
Rattus rattus (black rat) is the source of this 684-nucleotide messenger RNA. RefSeq names its product methyl-CpG-binding domain protein 3-like 2B. Lineage: Eukaryota; Metazoa; Chordata; Mammalia; Rodentia; Muridae. The transcript is spliced from 2 exons. The record is from RefSeq and is a predicted model, not a curated record. Bases 1 to 684 code for a protein of 227 amino acids.